This is a messenger RNA of Periophthalmus magnuspinnatus, 1559 nucleotides long. It is a transcript of the gene nup42, whose product is annotated as nucleoporin 42. Gene Ontology annotation, molecular function: nuclear export signal receptor activity; metal ion binding. NCBI's taxonomy places the organism in Eukaryota, Metazoa, Chordata, Actinopteri, Gobiiformes, Gobiidae. The transcript has 7 exons. Gene Ontology annotation, cellular component: nuclear envelope. Bases 81 to 1445 code for a protein of 454 amino acids. The record is from RefSeq and is a predicted model, not a curated record.
ACGGGGAAAGCUCUUGACCGCGGUUUAGUGCUGAAAAGUAGCAUUUUGGAGCUGGUUUAAAUCAAUUUUAUAUUACAAAAAUGCCCGUUUGCCAGUUUUUCCUCCAAGGCCGCUGUAAAUUUGGCGAUGAUUGUUGGAAUGAACAUAGCAGAGAAGGAGGAAGAGGAGGAGGCGGCGGCGGCUACAACAGCAACAACCGCGGUCCUCCACCACAGCAGAACCGAGGCGGAGGAGGGUUUGGUAAUAAGGUUUGGGUGAAUCCUUCCCAACAGAGAGGAGGAUACGUACAGCCUUCGUCUUUUGGCUCUCGGAACAAUGAUCAGUGGAGCCGCAGAGAUGGUGGAGGUGGUGGGUCAGACUGGGGCAGAGGUGGUGGUGGAGGAGGAGGAGGAAGCUUUGGGAGAAGAGAAAACAUUAAGAGUUCUGAAUUUGGCUUUUCACAAAACCGAUUUUCUGCUCUUGACACUCCAAGCACGUUUGAUAAAGGCAGAAGAGCAGCCACAACAACAAGAGGCGAUGAGGACAAUAGCAGAAUAUGUGAAACUAUUCAAAGUGACAUGGAGGUCUGGGAGAGCUCAGGACAAUGGGGCUUUUCCACUUAUUCUCAUGCCAAGAAUCCACUCUCUGGUUUUUCAGACCUCUCCCCAGAAGAGCUAAGAUUGGAGUAUUACACUUCAAGAGCCUCAGGAAAUCUCCAAAAUUAUAUCAAUGGCAUAAAUCAGCUCCUCAGCCAGUGGAGGAGUAGAGUUCGGGAACUCAAAGUAAUGAAUGCCUCAACUAGAGCAGCCUUGAUAACAGAACUAAACAGCACUGUGUCUCAAGAAUCUUCAACAGGCUUUGGUUCAACUGACACUGGAUCAGCAUUUGGCAGCAAAAGCUUUGGGGCGUCUGACCAGCUGAGUACUUUUAGCUUUCCUGGAGCCCCUGCGACUGGAUUUGGAUCUCCAUCAGUUCUUCCCUCCACAGGAUUUGGUAGUGCUUCAUCAGCACCACCCACUUCUGGUUUCGCUGGUGCCCCUACAGCACCACCACCCCCUGGUUUUGGCGGUGCCCCCACAGCACCACCCCCCACCGGUUUUGGAGCUACAUCACCUCCUACAGCUUCCUCCUUUUCUUUUGCUGCCUCAGACAAAACCUCCAACGCAGCCCCUUCAGGUUUUGGGUCUGCAUCAGGUUUCAGUUUUUCUGCCGGCACUGGAGGAGGGUUUGGCACUGGCUUUGGGGCUACUGCCACUACAACUUCCACCUUUGGAUCUACCAGUGCAUUUGGACAACCAAGCACAUCUGUGCCUGCUCCUGCUGUCCCUGCCAGUGGAGCGACAGACUCUCUGUUUUCUACUGAAAGCAGUUUGACUUCAGAGGAGCUCAAUCAAUUCAAAGCUAAAAGAUUUACACUUGGUCAGAUUCCACUGAAACCUCCUCCUGCUAACCUGCUUGUAGUGUAAUUCAUUUAAAUUGUAUGAUUAAAGUAAUUACUCAUACAGCAAAACUCAAUGACAUAUUAACAUUUUAAACAAUAUAUCUGCAUAGUAAAUAUCUACACCAUUAAAUUAUUUUAU